UGGGACUCCGUGCGGCCCUCGGCGCCCGCGGUGCUGCUGGAGCGGUGCCUGGCCACGGGUGCCUUGAGCAAGGAGACAUUGGAUUUAACCUAUAGAAAAAAGCCAUGCUUUGUGAAAUUCGCAGAGAUGGAGAAAACUGCAGACAUGCAAGCUGAGCUCAAUGAGAUAGAACUGAAAACUGAAAUGCUGCAGUUGGAGAAUGAGACAGCAGACAUUGCUCACCCUUUUUAUUUAAGCCAAAAAUGCGAGAUUUUGCAAGAUAUGAACAGGCACUUGGAAGCUGUACUGAAAGAGAAGAGGGCUCUCAGAAAGAAGGCGAUAAAGCCCAGAUGUCAAGAGAGCCUGCCUAUUGAGGCUACCUUCCACAAGAAUAUAGUGCAGUUGUUGACUGAGGCUGUGACUUUCAUUGAGAAGCUUGACAGCCAUUUGCAGUCUGUAAGAAGCAUCCCUCAGGUACCAAACACGGUGAAGAAUAUGGACACUGCCUUGACAAAAGCUGAAAUGCUCAUGAUGGAGUUGGAGGAGCUGACACAGCAAAUACUGAAAUGGAGAGAACUGCAAAAAGAAGUGUAUUCUGACAGCAUCUGCAAUACUGCUGAAUUGGACUUUGGCUUAUCUUUAACCUAG
Acanthisitta chloris (rifleman) is the source of this 627-nucleotide messenger RNA. RefSeq names its product HAUS augmin-like complex, subunit 2 (gene HAUS2). Lineage: Eukaryota; Metazoa; Chordata; Aves; Passeriformes; Acanthisittidae. The transcript has 6 exons. Gene Ontology annotation, biological process: microtubule nucleation; centrosome cycle; spindle assembly. The annotation marks the transcript as partial. The record is from RefSeq and is a predicted model, not a curated record. Gene Ontology annotation, cellular component: mitotic spindle microtubule; HAUS complex; centrosome.